AUGGAGGAAGAUUUAGCAAAGCAAUGGGAAGGCCUUAGCCUCACUGAGAAGGAAAAAGGAGUAAUGAUCCUGCCACCCAAUUCAACUGCUAAAGCUAGGCAGCAUGGAAAGUUCUGCUUAUUGGCCAUGCUCAUAGCUGAGAGACCAGUUAAUCAAGAAGCUUUCAAAACAACUAUGUCCAAAGUUUGGAGAUGUGAGAGUUGGUUUUAUUUCUCUGAAGUUGGAACCAACAAAUAUCUUAUCGAGUUCAACCAAGAAAAGGACCUUCAGCAUGUCAUGAGUGGCAGGCCAUGGUCUUUUGACAGAUGGCUGUUGUGCCUACAAGUUUUUGAAGGUAACUGGUCCAUUAACGAAGUCCUUUUCAAUAAAGAAGAAUUCUGGGUGCAAGCUUAUAACAUGCCCCUAGCAAGUAUGACACAAGAGGUGGGGUUUCAGAUUGGUGAAAGCCUAGGGAGAGUAAUCACAGUCCAAGCAGAUGAGAGAGGGAUAGGAUGGGGGUAG
Molecule: messenger RNA, 501 nt
Organism: Carya illinoinensis
Lineage: Eukaryota; Viridiplantae; Streptophyta; Magnoliopsida; Fagales; Juglandaceae
Exons: 1
Coding region: 1-501 (166 amino acids)
Source: RefSeq, a predicted model, not a curated record